AUGUCUAAGAUCCCUGCUCAGCUGCUGGAGAAGGCAAUUGCCUCGAUCGUGGACGAGAAGAAGGAACGUAAAUUCCUGGAAACGAUUGAGUUGCAAGUGGGCAUCAAGGACUACGACACUCAGCGUGACAAGCGUUUCGCUGGCACGGUGAGGCUUCCUCACGUCAUCUCCCCCAACCGCUCGGUUUGUGUGUUGGGAGACCAAUUGCACUGUGAGGAGGCGAAGGCCGCUGGAAUACCGUCGAUGGACGUGGACCAGAUGAAGGCGCUCGACAAGAAGGCGAAGCUCGUCAAGAAGCUUGCCCGGAAGUACGACGCCUUCAUCGCAUCCAACGUACUCAUCCCCCAAAUUCCGAAGCUAUUCGGACCUGGACUGAACAAGGCGGGCAAGUUCCCGACCAUACUCACCCAUAAUGACCGUCUUGUCGACAAGGUCGCAGAGGUCAUGUCUUCAGUCAAGUUCCAGCUCAAGCAGGUCUUAUGUUUGGGAGUUGCCAUUGGCAACGUCAACAUGACAAAACAACAAAUCAGGGAGAAUGUAUCUAUGGCUAUUAACUUCCUCGUCUCUCUUCUCAAGAAGAACUGGAAUAACAUUCGAUCCAUUACCAUCAAGUCCACCAUGGGCAAGCCCCAAAGAAUCUACGGCUAA
Molecule: messenger RNA, 648 nt
Organism: Gregarina niphandrodes
Lineage: Eukaryota; Apicomplexa; Conoidasida; Eugregarinorida; Gregarinidae
Product: 60S ribosomal protein L10a
Exons: 1
Coding region: 1-648 (215 amino acids)
Biological process (GO): translation
Cellular component (GO): large ribosomal subunit
Molecular function (GO): RNA binding; structural constituent of ribosome
Source: RefSeq, a predicted model, not a curated record